Molecule: messenger RNA, 930 nt
Organism: Didymodactylos carnosus
Lineage: Eukaryota; Metazoa; Rotifera; Eurotatoria; Philodinida; Philodinidae
Source: the annotation of a GenBank genome assembly
AUGCCACGCAGCGAAAUCCCAAAUUUCGAACGUGUUCGCCACGUAGUAAGCUAUAGUUUCUUUUCAGCAAUCGCUUUUAACAGUCGCUUGGAGGCCUUAUUUCAUUAUGGUAUUUGGUCGAAACCAGAUGAUGAACUUCAAAAUGUAUUGUUUGAAAUUGAAAUUGAUAGUCGGCUGAAAUCGCGUUCUUAUGCAAAUCUCUCAUAUUUUGAAUUUCACGUUUUAUUUAUGAUCGGUACACAGUUUAAAGUCAUCAGCGUAUCCUAUGAAUCGGAAAAUGUCUGGAUAGUGAGCUUGAAAUUGAUGCAUGAUGAUGAUGAUGAUAAUACUAUGAGAGACCAUAUAGAUAUUGAAAGUCCGAGUGAGAGAAAAAUGCUAAAAAAUUGUGUUAGUGCACUUUCAUAUCGUAUCUGCAUGGCACCAUUGGAGCAAAUAACAAUUAUUUUCAGCGAAUUAAUUAAUUUAUUUCCAUCAGAAAUGUGGCUCUCAGCCGCUGAAAUCCAUUGCUACGGUUUGUAUCAAGAAAGAGUAGAAGAAAAUUAUGCUGCUGCAAUAUCAACAUACUAUAAAGUUAUAGAAAUUUGGCUCGAGUACGAGAAAGACGACGAAUUAAAGACAUUGAUUGAUAUCGGUAAAACCUACUCUGACAUUGGCCGUUGUUACAUGAUGAUGGAUGAUCAAAGUGCGGCUAACAAAAAUUUUGAUCUAUCGGUGAAAACUUAUACAUCAGCACUUGAAAAAACUGCUACGAAUUAUGAUCAAAUGAAAGUUAACGAAAAAAUAGUUGAAAUAUACAAACAUAAGAUAAAAAUCAACAAUGAUGUGAAUGAAAACUCAAGUUAUGUCUCUUUAGCCCUUAAAUGUGAAGCACAGCAUCUUGAAUAUAUGUUAAAGUAUUAUACGUCUUACAAUUUAAAAAUUGGUGAGUGA